Messenger RNA from Vicugna pacos (alpaca), 1917 nucleotides. Lineage: Eukaryota; Metazoa; Chordata; Mammalia; Artiodactyla; Camelidae. The record is from RefSeq and is a predicted model, not a curated record.
GCUUGGGAGAGGGGCAGGGGCACUCUUGGGGCACGUGUUAUUAAUGAUGCUUAUUGCUCACCAGCACGCGGUUGAGAAGGCCCCUGCCUGGAAACCAGAGAUUUGUCGCAGUGAAGAUCCAAGCCUGCCUUCUUUUCUUAUUGAGGUCUUCCAAACUAAGUAACUUUUUGGAACUGCAGAAAUGGUUGAUCCCAGCUACAAAUGGGAAUUUGGAGUCAUUCGGAAAUACAUCCUGGAAUAAUUGUGUUUGACUGGAACCAAAUCUUAUGAAGUCUCCAAGGAUGAGAGUCUGUGCUCGGUCGGUUUUGCUGUCGCACUGGCUCUUUCUGGCCUACGUGUUAAUGGUGUGCUGUAAGCUGAUGUCCGCCUCCAGCCAGCACCUCCGGGGACACGCAGGUCACCACCAAAUCAAGCAAGGGACCUGUGAGGUGGUGGCUGUGCACAGGUGCUGUAACAAGAACCGCAUAGAAGAGCGAUCACAAACUGUCAAGUGUUCUUGCUUCCCAGGACAGGUUGCCGGCACAACUCGAGCCCAGCCUUCUUGUGUUGAAGGUAACACGGUAGCAAAGAGACAUGGUCCAUUCCUGGAGGAGCGACAGGAUUCAGAGCGCUUGAGUUUGGACUGCUGGCCCGGCCUCUGUGUUGGAAAUUCUCUUGGAUUUCAGCAACGUCACAUUUGCAUAUCUGUGCUGUGAAGAGCGGCAUUCACUUAGGUGUCCCAGCCCUCUCUGCUUCAUGAUUUUAUGACAUUGAAUUGCAACUCCGGGCUGCCACAUCCUGACAUCCUGUCUGGAUUCCUGAGGAGCAGACCUCCGAGAAACCCUGGAGGAACAAACUGGAGACUUCAAAAUGCAUCACUGCCGAAGGACUAUUUGGUCUUCAGUUUCUUUCCACCUUUACAAGACAGCAUCCUUGUUCUCUUCCUCCUUUGAACUUUUCGUUCGUCCCUUGCACUCAAGUUGGUUGAAAGGGGUCCAAACUGGCAAAAGCAUCUUUGCAGAUGUAGCUUCCUUAAUGAACUCUGCUGAACCGGUGAUGGAAAUUUAUUUUAUAAACGUUGAAGAAUAGAUGGACUUAUUGGGGUGAUUGUGUGUGCUUUUGUAUUAUUGCUUCUGAUGAUUUAAAAAUCUUUGCAUUGUGAGUUCCACUGGCAGGUUAUUAGCACAAGUGAAAUGGGAGCAUUCUAAUGCGUGCGCACCGUCUUACUGGGUGCUACGCAAGCCUGUGGACGGCAAUGUUUUGUAACCAAAGCUCUGUCAUGACUUACCCACGACAGAAGUAAAAGCUGUUGGGAUUUUUAUGGCUUAAGUGUAGUCAGGUAAGUCAUUAAAAAAUAUACGAGAGUCUGUUUUAGAUCAAGGGUGAUUUCUUAGAUUCAGUUUAUGUCAAGUAUAUUAAAAUAUUUUGUUAACUGUGAGGCAGAAGUCCUUAAAUGCAGAAUUUUUAGACUGUAACUGAUUUAUUCUUAGCUCCUUCGCUACUUAUUAGUCAUGUGCGUUAAAUGUAAGUCAGUCAAAUCUGAGUCACUUUUUUUUCCUUGGGUUAAUGGUUUUGCAGCCCAGGCGUCUCCACAUAUUCUGAAAUGCUGUCAUGCAGAAACUUAUUACAGAUGACAAGUAACUGACCCAGAUUUUAAAUGUAUAAUGUUAUUAAAACACAUACUACAAUAAUGAUAUAAAUUUUAUCUAUUAAAAAAAUGCCAGAAACACACUCUCUGCACUGUUAAAUAUCCCUGUUCUGUCACAAUUAUGGGGGAAAAGUAAUAUUGUUUGUAGCGGUAAUAAUUACAUGUUUGAUUUUAUUCCUCCAGAAGGACUGGAAAGAGGUGAGAGAAGUAUGUUUGCUAAAUUUUCUUGGAAUUUGACUAGAUGCUUGCCAUAAUUGUUACUCUUGUCAUUAAGUAAAAAAUUCCUGCUA